AUGUCCGCGGUCACUCCCGAGAACGACGUGGCCAGUCUCAGCCUUAACGGCGAAGGCAAGGCACCCAAGAGCAACGGCGCGACAUCUACAAAUGGCACUUCUGGCGACUUAGAACCUGGCGACUCGGACGAUGAUGAGGCCGACGAAGGUGCUCAGCAAAAUGAGACAGGUGAGGGUGCAGCCAAGAAAAAGAAGAAGAGGAAGCCGCGGAAGAAGAAGAAGGCAGGCGUGAGUGGUGCAUUAGGAGGAGGAGCGAAAGCACAGACUGGUCCACCACGAACGCCAGUCGCACAACUAUUUCCAGAUGGCUCAUAUCCUGUAGGCGAGGAAGUCGAGUACAAGGGUAACAACGCUUUCCGAACGACCUCCGAGGAGAAGAGACAUUUGGACCGCAUGAACGAGGACUUUUUGACGGAGUACCGACAAGCUGCUGAAGUGCAUCGCGAAGUACGAAAGUAUGCGAAGGCAAACAUCAAGCCUGGCAUGACCUUGACCGAGAUCGCGGAGAUGAUCGAAGAUGGGACCAGGCAUCUUACCGGACACAUGGGUCUUGAAGAAGGCGAUAAUAUCUUGGGCGGCGUGGCCUUUCCCACAGGCUUGAGCAUAAAUCAGUGCGCCGCGCAUUACACACCAAACGCUGGCAACAAGACGGUGCUCAAGCAGGAGGAUGUCAUGAAGGUCGACUUCGGUGUGCACGUCAAUGGGCGCAUUGUUGAUUCAGCUUUCACAAUGGCGUUCGAUCCACAAUACGACAACCUCUUAGCAGCCGUCAAGGACGCAACCAACACUGGUAUUCGUGAAGCUGGCAUUGAUGCUCGCUUCGGCGAGAUUGGCGGGGCCAUACAGGAAGCCAUGGAAAGCUACGAAGUCGAGAUCAACGGUCAGACGUACCCGGUCAAAGCCAUCCGGAAUUUGAAUGGCCACACUAUCAGUCAGUAUAGUAUCCACGGAGGCUCUGCUGGCAAGAGCGUGCCCAUUGUCAAAGGAGGUAGCAAUGAGAAGAUGGAAGAGGGCGAGACCUACGCCAUCGAGACCUUUGGCUCGACCGGCAAAGGUAUCGUCCGCGACGACAUGGAAACCUCACACUACGCCAAGAUCGCAGACGCACCGAAAGUCGCGCUUCGGGUCGCGAGUGCGAAGACCUUGUUACGAAGCAUUGAGAAAAAUUUCGGAACUCUGCCAUUUUGUAGACGAUAUCUGGAUCGUCUGGGUCAUGACAAGUAUCUCCUUGGCUUGAAUAAUCUGGUUCAGAGUGGGAUAUUGCAGGAUUAUCCUCCGCUGUGUGAUAUCAAGGGCAGUUACACAGCGCAGUAUGAGCAUACGAUUUUACUACGACCUAAUGUGAAGGAGGUGAUUAGUCGGGGUGAUGAUUAUUAG
Messenger RNA from Recurvomyces mirabilis, 1377 nucleotides. It is a transcript of the gene MAP2, whose product is annotated as Methionine aminopeptidase 2. The coding region runs from base 1 to 1377 and encodes 458 amino acids. Lineage: Eukaryota; Fungi; Ascomycota; Dothideomycetes; Mycosphaerellales; Teratosphaeriaceae. Gene Ontology annotation, biological process: proteolysis. The transcript has a single exon. Gene Ontology annotation, molecular function: metalloaminopeptidase activity. The record is from RefSeq and is a predicted model, not a curated record. Gene Ontology annotation, cellular component: cytoplasm.